Molecule: messenger RNA, 3606 nt
Organism: Cynoglossus semilaevis (tongue sole)
Lineage: Eukaryota; Metazoa; Chordata; Actinopteri; Pleuronectiformes; Cynoglossidae
Product: protein unc-119 homolog B-like
Exons: 5
Coding region: 404-1144 (246 amino acids)
Biological process (GO): lipoprotein transport; cilium assembly; nervous system development
Cellular component (GO): cilium
Molecular function (GO): lipid binding
Source: RefSeq, a predicted model, not a curated record
AUAACCAAUGAUAUAUACAAUGUAUAAAUAGAAAUAUACAUAAACCAUGUCACAUUUAAGGUCAUAUUUAAAAAAAAGAUUAAUAAAACAUUAAAAGCGAUUGAACAAGUAUAACAGAUGAAACUGCGAUCGUUUUUCAAUCCAUGUCAGUAGUACAGAGGUUUUUGUGUCUCCCUCUGCUGGCCGUUUAAGGAAAACAUCUUCAGGAGCCUCUCCUCUGGCGCACGUAGUUGUCAUGGUAACUGUGCAGCAUGUGUUUACAAAAACUAGAGCUUCACUGUUUCGCCGACACUUAUCUCCACACUCUACAUCUACGACGCCAUCUUUCUGCAACGUUUGACCGAGGUGAGUGGGGAAGGGGGGGUCAGACCUCCGACCUUCAGCCAGAGAGAGAGUCUUAGCGAUGAGCGGAGCCGAAGCGCGCAGCGACGCUCCGGUUGCCGAGGAUGUCUCUGGCAGCGGCGGAGGCGGCCACAGCACUGCGGCUGCUGCCCGGGACCGCAAGCCUGGCGGAGGUGUCUUGAAGCGGCUUAAGUCCCGGAGGAGCCAGGUAGACAGCAGGCCUGUUACCGAGGAGGAACUGCGGACCCAGAGUGACCACAUCACACCGGAGGACGUGCUGGGACUGAGGGUGGCAACGCGAGGAUACCUCUGUAAACCCGAGGAAAACAUUUAUAACAUUGACUUUGUGCGCUUCAAGAUCAGAGACCUGGAGACAGGCACCGUCCUUUUUGAGAUUGCCAAGCCCCCCCAUGCAGAGGACGAUGAGGAGAAUAGGGAGGCGGACGCCAGCGCAGGACGGUUUGUACGAUACCAGUUCACCCCAGCCUUCCUGCGCCUGAGGACCGUGGGAGCUACGGUGGAAUUCACUGUUGGAAACAGGCCUCUGAAUAACUUCCGCAUGAUCGAGAGACACUACUUCCGCGAUCACCUGCUGAAGAGCUUUGACUUCGACUUCGGCUUCUGUAUCCCAAACAGUCGCAACACCUGUGAGCACAUCUACGAGUUCCCCCAGCUGUCGGACAGCCUUGUCCGUCAGAUGGUGGAGUGUCCUUAUGAGACCCGGUCAGACAGCUUCUACUUUGUGGAGAACAGACUAGUCAUGCACAACAAGGCGGACUAUGCCUACAAUGGAGGACAGUGAUGUCUGCCUGCGAGCGUGCAAACCUGAGGCCACACACCAAUAUGUGCACGAUGGAUGCACACUGGUACCUGUACAGAUUACACUACAAUCAAUACAGCUACAAACCACAUUGACAGAAAAAGUUUGUAUACAUUUUAGAAUGCAGUAAAAGAUAAAUGAUCAGUUCAAGUAAAAAACUGGAGACGUAAGCUUUCAAUGCCUUUUUUGAAAUUUGCUGUCUUUUCCGUAAAUGUGGUUUGUAUUCACACACGCGACGCAUUCAAACAUUUCAUGAUGUCGUAUAGUACCUGCACACACACACACAUGCACGCACCUCAUGUUUGUGUUUGUAAAAAAUGACUUGUUGUUUGUCAUUGCUGUUAAUUAAUUCAGGGGAUGUACAGUGUGUCGUAUUCAAGAAUUAUAAUAUCAGUUUGUACAGAAAGGAUCAUAGUGAGAAAUUUUAUUGCGAGUUUUUUUCAGAUUACACUUCAGAGGUCAUCAUUCUCAUAGACAGGCGACUGUAGAGAAGAAAGACCAGAUAUUUAAUAGAGGGAUGCUCAUUAAACUCAGAGCGAAUUAAAAACCAUCCUCCACCCUCUUCAGACCGACAGGCACAGACACAUAUGCUCCUUCUCACCUACAGUAAUCCCCUAAGUGACACAAACACUGCUGUGUUUCUGCUGUGUUUGUCAGAAACAGCUGUUCUCAGAGCUGUGGACGCCGCAGUCCACUCCAAAUUAUAUAAAGGGGGAGGCAAACAGAAGCCGUCCAUAGAACAUUCCUGUCAAACACACAUGGUCACUCCAGUGAUGCUGUCCUCCAACUAACACAAACACACACACAUAUAUAGACGAAACAUUAUUAUUAUUAGUCUAAUAGAGAUGAUGUAUUCUUUAUCUCUCAGCUUUCUAUUUUUCGUUUUUUUCAUUUAAAAGAUCAGGGACCAACUAACUGCAUUAUAUUUUAUUGUUCCGUUUUGAUUAAAUAACUCUUACCGACAGUUGAGUUAACCUAGUGAAAGUCUGUGUUAUUUAAUUAUCGUGGUUCAUGUGAUGACAUAAGAGAUUUUUAAAAAGAAAAUUGUACAGUCUACUUUUUCCAAGCUAUAGUGAUGGACAAAGAUUUCAGGCAAUAUUCUUAUUAAACAUCUUAUUUUAAUAACCUGUGUUGAAGAAAAAAAUCAGUUUAUUGUGUUUAUCUGAAAAUACCCAAAUCAAGUUAGAACUGCGUGGUUUUUUGGGUGGUAUCUGUCGAGAUAGUGCACCUACUUUUUGUACCUUGUUAACUUCCGGUGUUCAGGGUUGAACAAAUUGUUUAUGUAAAGACCAAAAAAAACAAAAAAAACAACUAUAAAUAUGUAAAGAGUAAAGAGAUAAAUGUACAUUUUUGAUAUGCUGCGUAUUUUGCUUCUUUUUUUAAGUAGAUAACAAAAGUUGAAGAAAGUUUAUUUAAAGUUGGAGAAGCCAAGUCCCAGCAGUGUCCACUAGGAGGAGUUAUACUAUAACUCAGCCCCGUAGACUCCCAGUGGUUUCACCUCAGUCUCAUAUUUGUUUGUGGGGGAAAAAGAAAAUCACAGCUGUAUGUUUUAUUAUUGCGCUGACAACGUUGUCAUUGGUGUUUGCUUCAAGCAAAGUUGAAUGACUUUAAACGAGGGCAGGCUCUGAUUUGUCUUACUUUCCUGCAGCAACAACUCUACACUAAUAAAUAAGACAUUUAUUCCACAUUAUUAAUUCACAUCCUGACUAAAAAUGACAAGUGAGCAUUGAAAAAGAUCGGGAUUGUCACACUUUGAUCGUCCGUUUUUUCCCCACCCCAAUUCCAGGGGGAUUUAAACCCAAAACUGAGAGUCUUUCUGUUUAUUCUUUCUCAGGCUGUUUUCUCCUAUCAUUGUGUUCAUCUCUGUCUUUCUCUCUCUCUCUCUCUCUUUUGCUCUCUCUCUCUCGAUUUCCAUCUCUCUUUCCAGCUCUCAUGCCCAAACACUCACAUGCUCUUUUCUCUCUCACCUUUCCUUUUCUGUUUUUUCUCUCCACACCUAUGCAACUUGCUCUCCCGCUCUGUUUUUCCCUAUUCUUUCCUCCUCUCUCACCUGGUAACCAGACCUCUAGAGAGGAGUGUUGAGUUUCCACUUUCCCAGAGAAGAGGACAAUCUGAGGCACACAAAGACCCACAAUGGAUCCCCUCUGCUCUCUCCUCCCUGCACUCUGUUGCUGCACAGCUGAACACACAUGCACAGAAACAUACAGUUCAGCCAAGUACAAAAGAAUACAUACAGCCCCUAACUUGUUCAGCACAGUGUCCUGUUUACCUACUUUUUCAGUGUCUUUUUUCUUUAAACUCUACUAAUGCAAAUGUGUUUCCUGGUGAAAUGUCUUUCUAUGAUUGCAUAUUUAUUUGUAGUAGGGUUUGAUUUAUGAGAUUAAACAAAUCAAUUUCUCCGCACCAUAAUGAAGCCCAAAUCUAAUGUGAUACGGCGUUGACUU